AUGCCAACCAUCAACGAUUUCAUUUACCAAGUCUUUGAAGAAAGUAGCCCUGAAGAUAGAAGGGAUGUGCCUGUUUUAAAUGUAUACAUUUCCGAAUUCCCGGGCUAUGCGUACAAAAACGGUGACAACGUUAACGUCAGUGCCUCAGCACUGUACGACAUAUACCGCCCUACAUCAAUUUCAAAGUGGAUGUUCACUUCACUACUGUUUCAUGAGAUGACUCAUGUGUUCCAAUGGCAUGGUAAUUUUGGAGCCCCGGGUGGCCUCACGGAGGGGACUGCAGACUAUGUGAUGGUCAAGUCGGGCUACUACGAUCCGGAUACUUAUACUAAACCCGGUGAAGGUCAGAAGUGGGAUGCAGGGUAUGGUGUGACAGAGAGGUUUUUGGAGUAUUGUGACAGUUUGCUGGAAGGUUUCACCGCGAAACUGAACAAGAAGAUGAGGUAUGCAUACAACGACGCUUACUGGGUCGAGUUGCUCGGGAAACCCGUGGAACAGCUCUGGGGAGAGUACAAAGCCAAGUAUGGGAACCAACCUCAAGACAACACUAUUGAUAUACUUCAUGGUUUGAAGUAUUGA
Salvia splendens (bonfire salvia) is the source of this 579-nucleotide messenger RNA. RefSeq lists its product as uncharacterized. Bases 1 to 579 code for a protein of 192 amino acids. The record is from RefSeq and is a predicted model, not a curated record. The transcript has a single exon. NCBI's taxonomy places the organism in Eukaryota, Viridiplantae, Streptophyta, Magnoliopsida, Lamiales, Lamiaceae.